Messenger RNA from Triticum turgidum subsp. durum (durum wheat), 318 nucleotides. The record is from the annotation of a GenBank genome assembly. Lineage: Eukaryota; Viridiplantae; Streptophyta; Magnoliopsida; Poales; Poaceae.
AUGCAGGGUAUGGCGUUAGCUAUUCAACAUUGCACGCUACCCAUCGUCGUUCAAUCAGACUCCUCGGUGGCACUGGCCGCUUUGGCAGGAGAGCAUCUCAGCAGUUCGGCUUAUGGACAUCUGGUAGCGGAAAUCCGUCAUCUCAUGGAUGAUAGAGUUUUUAUUCCUUCGAAAAUUAAACGUGAGCAAAAUAGGGUAGCAGAUCGGUUGGCUUUGUAUAGUCGUACGGAGAGUAUUACUGCUGUAUGGCUAGCAAGAGGACCACCUUGUGUCGAGGAUUUAUUACUUCUCGAUUGUAGCCCUAUUCAUAUGGAAUAA